ACUCGACCUGGGCUUUGUGCACCACAGACAGGAAGGGGCAGUCAGGCUCAGGACCUCCACCUCUGCUUGCUUUUUGAUAGCCUGUGUAAUGAAGGGGUUUGGGACCUGAUCUUAUGGGAAACCUUGAAGAGUUUUAAAUUGGGGAGUAACAAAUUUUCAUUUUAGAAUACUUAGGCUGGGAUGGAUGGAUGGAUGGUUGGAAGAACAAUCAGAGUCCAAUUAAGAGGUUGCUGCCUGGAUGGCUCAGUCUGUUGAGCAUCGACUCAUCAAGAGAUCAACUCUGCUCAGGUCAUGAUCUCCCUUCAUGAGUUUGAGCCCCGCAUGGGGCUCUGCACUGGCAGCACGAAGCCAUUUGGGAUUUGUGCUUCCUCUCUGUCCUUCCUCCUCUAAUGCUCUCUCUGAAAAAAAAAGGUUGCUGCACGGUGGCAAUUCAGGCACGAAAUGGUGAUGGUUCAAGUCCUAGCAUAGUGCCUGGCACACUAUUUGUAAAGAAUGAGAAAAAAAAAAAGAUAGUCCUGGAAGCCAAGGGCCUCCGAAUCAUUUCAAGAAGGGAGUUAGAGAAUAUCCUAUGCAGAAGGAACAGCAGGACAUGUGUCAGUGAGAAAAUGCCCACGUCUCUCUAAAGGAGGGAGAUUAAAUGUCCCCCAGAUUUAGGCACACGGGGCGGUCUUACGGUGACAAGUCGGACUGGGUUUGGUGGGCGUGGCGAGCAGAAGCAGGGUAAGGCCGGCAGGAAGAGCAGUGAAGGAGCGCCGCGAGGAGGCCGACCCGUGACUCGGCGGAGCUCCGCCCGCCGGGGUGGGCGCUCUGACACGGUUACUGACCCUGAAGGCAGGCCAGCAGGUACUUUCCCGGGACGCAGAGUUGGCCAAGUCCCGGGCUCGGCCCGCGGGCUCAGGAUGGGCUGGGGGGAGAUGCGCGUGAAUCGGCGCGAAGGCGGAAGGACUGAGUUCAAGCGGAUGCAUCCCGUCAGCCGCCGCAGAGGCCGGGCCCCCAGGGCCGAAGGCCAGUUGCACCUUCACAGCCAGCGGGGGCGGCAGGCCUUUAGCGCCGGCUGUAAAAUGGCCACGGCCGGCGCCCAAGUGGGUGUGGUUCCCGGGAAGGCCCCGCCCCCAGAACGCUUCUCCAAUGGGGGCUGCCCUCGUGUCCAUGGCGACGGAGGCGGCGGCGGCGGCUGCAGGCUAGCUCAAAGAGGCGCCGCCGCCAGCGGAUCUCCCAGCUAGGAGCGAAUCCCGCGGUGAGGGGGAACGGGCUCCCCCUCGCGAUCGGCGGGGACUGCCAGUCCUGUGGAGCAAGGAGGCGGUCCUGGAGGCCCAGCGACGCCCACGAAGAAGGAGCAGGAGUCGCGCGAAGGGCUGACAUGAGCGACCAGAUGAGUCCUGCUUCGGGCAGCUAGGGGUGGACUCUGCAGCCCCUCCACUGUCCUCGGAACCUCAGGUGAAUCUGAGAGGAUGGAGCCAAAUACCUGUAAGACCAGUGAAUCAGAUAAGGAAGAGGACUCCGAGAAGGGGUGUGUUAAAGAGGAAGCUACCAUCCCUUCUAACCCUUCUCAGCAGAAACUCCCAAAGGCUGACAAUAAGGAAUUUGGGGAUGGAGUUCCCUUAUCUAUUGUAGCCAAGAAAAUUCCAAGGAAAAUCCUAGCUCCAACGGACUCAGGUGACUUAGAAGUUGAGAGGAGAAAGAGAAGGCGGAAACGCAGACCCCUGGCCAUCAACCUGACCAACUGCAAGUACGAGAGCGUGCGACGGGCAGCUCAAAUGUGUGGCCUAAAGGAGGCGGGGGAGGAUGAAGAGUGGACUCUGUACUGGACAGACUGCUCUGUCUCACUUGAACGAGUCAUGGACAUGAAGAGGUUUCAGAAAAUCAACCACUUCCCCGGCAUGACAGAAAUCUGCCGCAAAGAUCUGCUGGCUCGGAAUCUCAACCGCAUGCAGAAACUCUACCCCACGGACUACAACAUCUUCCCCCGCACCUGGUGCCUCCCUGCAGACUACGGGGACUUCCAGUCCUACGGCCGUCAGCGAAAAGCCCGCACUUACAUCUGCAAGCCGGACAGCGGCUGUCAGGGCCGCGGCAUCUUCAUCACCCGAAAUCCCCGGGAGAUCAAGCCGGGAGAGCAUAUGAUCUGCCAGCAAUACAUCUCCAAGCCCUUCCUCAUCGACGGCUUCAAGUUUGAUAUGCGAAUCUAUGUCCUCAUCACAUCCUGCGACCCUCUCCGGAUUUUCAUGUACGAGGAGGGCCUGGCCCGCUUUGCCACGAUGCCCUACACGGAGCCCAACAACAGCAAUAUGGAUGAUGUCUGCAUGCAUCUGACCAACUAUGCCAUCAACAAACACAACGAGAACUUUGUCCGAGACAAUGCUGCGGGCAGUAAGAGGAAGCUGUCGACGCUCAACGCCUGGCUGCGGGAACAUGGCUACAACCUCCAGGAGCUGUGGGGGGACAUCGAGGACGUCAUUGUCAAAACCAUCAUCUCGGCCCAUUCUGUUCUUCGCCACAACUACCGCACCUGUUUCCCCCAGUAUCUGAGCGGAGGUACAUGUGCCUGUUUUGAGAUCCUUGGUUUUGACAUCUUGCUGGACCACAAGCUGAAACCCUGGCUGCUGGAGGUAAACCACUCCCCGAGCUUCACCACUGACGCCCGCCUUGACCGAGAAGUGAAGGAUGCGCUUCUCUGUGAUGCCAUGACGCUCGUCAACCUCCGGAGCUGUGACAAGAGGAAGGUGAUAGAGGAGGACAAGCGGCGAGUCAAGGAGCGGCUUUUCCAGAGCCACCAGCAGCCACGGGAAGCCAAGGGGUCCAGGCGACGACAAACUGAGUUGUCGCAGGCAGCGACCCUGGACCAGGAGCGCUAUGAGGACGCCCACCUUGGGGGGUACCGGCGGAUCUACCCAGGGCCCAACACGGACAAGUAUGCGCCUUUCUUCAGGCACAACGGCUCCCUCUUCCAGGAGACAGCUGCUUCCAAGGCCAGAGAGGAGUGUGCCAGGCAGCAACUGGAAGAGAUCCGCCUUAAGCAGGAACAGCAGGAGGCCUCGGGCAGUCAGAGGCGGAAGGAGAGCCGCUGGGACCAGAACCAGGGGGAAUCAGCAGGGGAGAAGAGGCGAUCCAGGGCCGGGCUCCGGGGACUGCCCACCCACUUGGCUUCCAGGAACCGGAACCGGAACCGAGAGAAAGAGCAGCUACCCGUGCACGUGGACACCAUGCAUCCUCAAGAAAUCGUGGAAGAGGAGGAGCUGGAGCGGACGAAGGCCUUGCUGCAAAGGGAGAAUCUCAUACGCAGCCUCGGUAUCGUAGAGCAACUCACUCGCAUGCUGCACCCCAGCCACCGGGGCCAGAGAAAUCUCAGCAAGUGCCCGCCUAGAUUUCACCAGGACGGGCUGGGCAGUCAAGAACCGCAAUCUGUGAGACUGGUCCCCCUGGUCCUCCUGAGAGGGGCUGCCAAAGAGCAGGGCACUCCUCAUUUCAUGCAUCCUGUUCGGCCCCACGAGUCGAUCCCCAGGACCGCAGGGCCACUGCCAAGCAUGAAUGCUGCAAUUCCACAUCACUCCUGGUGCUACCUACAGCCCAAGAACUUCAACGGGAUAGGACAUCCAGCAGCCAUCCUCCCCCGUUCAUUGUCAAUGAAGGCAUCUGGAAGGCGCUUCUUUUCCAGUGCCAGAGUCAGGCUCACUAGCCAAGGCCAAGCCAGCAGAAGGCUAGAAGCCAUAAACAGAGCCCUGCCAUCCUCCUUAAUCCCAAAGCAGGGCUAUCUUCUGCAACCAGAAAGAGCGGCAAGUAGCUCACGGACUGAUUGCACCUUGCCCGCAGCCGUACACGCUGAACACAGCGGACCCAAGGCCCGGGAUCUCACCCUCUGCCCUGCCUCUGCACCGCUGAUGCCGCAUUCCUCUGCACUCCUGAACGUCAGCCACCACAGGUAACUGCAGGACGGCAGCCCAGCACUCAACCUCUCCUAGAGAACUCCCUCAGGUUCCCAAAGGGGCAGAGGGCCUUCAAUCUUUGCUAAAUGAAAGACUGCCACCAAGCUUCAGUUUGAAAAGCCUUGGCCAGGAACCCUGUUUGCACAAGACAAAAUGCAAAGACAUCAAGAAUCCCUCAAUACCCUAAGAUUAUUUUCAGAUCCGUAAAGACUAAAAAAAAAAAAAAAAAAAAAAAAAAAAAAAAA
Molecule: messenger RNA, 4168 nt
Organism: Suricata suricatta (meerkat)
Lineage: Eukaryota; Metazoa; Chordata; Mammalia; Carnivora; Herpestidae
Product: tubulin polyglutamylase TTLL13P-like
Exons: 15
Coding region: 1452-3923 (823 amino acids)
Biological process (GO): protein polyglutamylation; microtubule cytoskeleton organization
Cellular component (GO): cilium
Molecular function (GO): tubulin-glutamic acid ligase activity; tubulin binding
Source: RefSeq, a predicted model, not a curated record